Habropoda laboriosa is the source of this 1886-nucleotide messenger RNA. It is a transcript of the gene Srp68, whose product is annotated as signal recognition particle subunit SRP68. Gene Ontology annotation, cellular component: signal recognition particle, endoplasmic reticulum targeting. Lineage: Eukaryota; Metazoa; Arthropoda; Insecta; Hymenoptera; Apidae. Gene Ontology annotation, biological process: SRP-dependent cotranslational protein targeting to membrane. The transcript has 3 exons. Gene Ontology annotation, molecular function: 7S RNA binding; signal recognition particle binding; endoplasmic reticulum signal sequence receptor activity. The record is from RefSeq and is a predicted model, not a curated record. The coding region runs from base 44 to 1771 and encodes 575 amino acids.
GGUGAAAGAACUUGGUGAAUAUUGAAUACGUGGUUAUAGUACGAUGGUUGUCGAAGAGAAAAAUAGCGAAUCGUUGAAAGAAAAUCAAGUAAAUGAUGACGCGAUAUCGAAGGAACCGAAGACGUACUCGCUGGAAAUCUUGAAAAUAAUAAAACAUGCACAGCAGCAACAUGGGUUGAGACAUGGUGACUAUCAGAGGUACCGUGGUUAUUGCUCAAGAAGGCUCAGGCGCCUGAGGAAGGUUUUAAAAGUUCCACAAGGGGACAGGCGUCAUUUUAAGAAAAGGGACAUAACAUCUGCUGUGGUUACCGAUGACAAAUUUUUACAAGUUCCCUUAGUAAUGGCAGAACGUGCUUGGAGCUAUGCCAUGCAGCUGCGUCAAGAAUCUAAUACAGAACCAAGGAAAAAGUUUCAUUUGAUAUCCAGGCUAAGAAAAGCUGCUGCAUACUCCUUACAGUUACAAGAAUUAAUAGAGAAUGUCAACUGUGAUGCAAGAACAAAGCUAGAAGCUCAAGCCUAUGUAGCAUGGAUACACGGAUCUUUACAUUUUGAAUUGCAGCUAUGGAAGAAAGCAAUGGAGAAUUUAAAAAAGGCUCAAGUAGUGUAUGGAAAACUGGCAUCUGCUCUACAAGAAUCUGAGCAAGUGAUGUACAACGCUCGCGUCGAAGAGCUUGCUCCUAGCCUUAGAUACUGCGCUUACAACAUCGGAGAUACCACUGCCAUAGAUGAUUUAAUGCAAAUGAGGGGUCAGCUGAGCGGCGAAUUGCUAGCUAGUUUAGACUCGUUGAUAGCUCAGACGCGAGAGAAACAGGCGAACGCCGAAGAGGUGACCUGGCGUGGAAAAUCUUGUGGCAUGGUGCCACCUAGAGCGGCUGGUCUGCUUAUUGCCGAUUCUAGAUUGAAUCAAACGUUAGAAAAAGCUGCCACGAAUCAAGCUAAGAUCGAUCUACUGGAGGCGCAUCUGAUAGAUUGCAAGGAUGCAAUCUCAGUCGUGAGAGAUUCUUUCAAGAACGAAUUGAAGAGCAAAGACAACGAUAAACUGUCCCCUCAGCAGCAUUUAAUCACAUAUUUGCAAUACAUUAGACUGUCUCGUACUUUAGAGAGAAACUUGGCUUUAAUAAAAACGGCGGAGGAGUCUGCAAAAGCGAAGCCACAGGAUAUUGUGCGACUAUAUGAGGCAGCUCUUCAUAAUCUUGUAGAAAUAUCGCAGCUGCAGGACGACGAGGAAUUUUUACGCGAGCAGGAAGCUAAGACGAAAAGUUACAGAGCGUUUAGGUGUUACUACAUGGCCCAAGCACUGGCUAAUCUUCACCGAUGGCGUGAAGCCAUGGCUUUGUAUCAAAGAUCCGCACAACAUGUGAAAAACGCUAUGGAAUAUGGAAAAGUGCUUCCAGAAUCAUUAAGAGAAGCUAUUCAGAAGUUGGAGACUUCUAUCGAAGGUGCCAAGUAUGCGGCACACGCGCACAGUGUCUUGGAAGAGGAACAGGAAGAGGAGCCUGGUGUUAAUAAAUAUACGAAAACGAAAAAACCUUUGUACGAACGUCUACACGAGUUCAGAGAAGAUCCUGCUCUUCUCACGAAGCAACCGAAUGUUUACAAAUUGCCACCAACUAUGCAGCCUAUACCUUGCAAACCACUAUUUUUCGAUUUGGCCUUUAAUAUGGUCGAAUUCCCUGAUUUAACCGAGAAGCUGGGUGACCAAGCUAAGAAAGGCGGCCAAGCUGGUCUUACAGGAUUUGUUAAAGGUCUCUGGGGUUGGGCAAACAUAUAAAACGAGAAAACUAAUCUCGAAAGGCACUCUACUCUGUGUAUUAUCACACGAGGUGCGAUAAGGUAUUUUAACGGUAUUCAAUCGCCUCGACGAGAAUCAAGUUUUCACUUAUAAC